UUUGCUGGAGAAGCGUGAGGAACGCUGGAGGGCGCGCUGGUGACGGUUCGCGGCUGGUGCGAUGUCUGUGUCGCGGCAUGGGCACGGGGAGGGCAUCGAGGAAGAAGCGAGUCCCUUGGUCCGCUCUGCAGCGGAGGAAGAGUCGGGGCAGUCCGGAGGCAGCCCGAGUCCGGACUCGGGGCGUGUAGAGGGCCGUCCAGGUCACGGCAGCGAGCAGUCGUCGCACCGGCUGCUGGCGUACAGUGAUGCGCUGAUUUCUAUCAUAGCCACUGUCAUGAUUUUGCCUGUAAGCCAUACAAAAAUUAGAACAGACCAGGAACUGGAAGAAAGUCUGCAACAACUUCUUGCAACCAAAAUUGCUGUUUACAUCAUGACAUUUCUAAUAGUGACAGUGGCCUGGGCGUCACAUAUCAGAUUGUUCCAGGUUAUUGAACGAAUAGAUGACGUUCUUGCACUUCUCAACUUGGCAUGUAUGAUGCUCAUAACCUUCUUGCCUUAUACAUUUUCUCUGAUGGCUUCAUUUCCAGACGACACACUUGGAAUCCUGUCAUUUUGUGUUUGUGCAAUCAUCAUUGGAUUAAUUCAGGCUAUAAUUGUAAUUUAUGGAUUCCACCAACCUUAUUUAUUAAAUGCCCAUGUUUGUGCAAUAGAAGAUCGAAAUGCAUAUAAGUACCAAAUUCUAAAGGUGACUUUACGAGCACCUGCUCUGUUCUUCAUAGCAGGAAUCAUAUCGUUCAUCUAUUGUCCAGUGGCAUAUGUAGUGCUUGCACUUGUCAUCUUUCUCCCAUACGUUACUCAGAUUACACAGUGGUGUGGAAACAAAAUUAAGGGUCGAAAAGAAACACAAAGAGUGCUAUUUUACACAUUUCAUCCAAAUGAGCCGCUGAGCAAAGAGCGAGUAGAAGCUUUUAGUGAUGGAGUGUAUGCUAUUGUUGCAACUCUUCUUAUCUUAGAUAUAUGUGAGGACAAUGUUCCUGAUUCUAAAGAAGUUGCAGAAAAGUUCCAUGGUAAACUCUUCGAGGCACUUAGUGAGUAUGGUCCGGAAUUUUUAGCAUAUUUUGGUUCAUUUGUGACAGUUGGCCUUCUUUGGUUUGUUCAUCAUUCACUCUUUCUCUACAUCACUAAGACAACAAGACUAAUGGGCCUUCUGAAUACUCUCUCUCUCGCUUUCAUUGGUGGACUUCCAUUGGCCUUUAGGCUCACUCAUGAAUUUGCUGCCAAGUCACGCAAUGAAAUUGAGGCAAUUCAAAUUAAUUGUGUUAUAAUUUUUCUUGCAAGUCUUUUUCAGUUUGCAAUAUGGAUUGUAGCACUUUACAAUGAGAAGGAAACUUUGCAUCGCCAUAUCCGUUAUGGGGGCAAAGAGCAUACAUUUAUGUUUGCCAAGCUUUCACUUUAUCCUUCUAUUGCAUUUGUUACAUUCUGCUUGACAUAUAUUUUAAGUAGAUUUAGCACACAAAUUUUUCAUUUGAUGCAAAUUGUUGUUCCCUUUGCAUUUGUUCUUUUACGAAUCAUUGUCCGAAUUACUCUAAUUGUUGUGAAAUGGUUAUUUAAUCAAUUAAAACCAAGGACAUCAGUGUUGAAAGAGGAAGAAGAGUGUGCUGUCUCUGUGAGUGAGGGAUGAGAAAAGCAGUGUUGCAGUGCAUACAACAUGGAAAUGUUGAUUGGGUUGAAAAUGCUCUUAAACAUAUUUGAACUUUGUAAUAAUUUUCCUCGUUAUUUUGUUCACAAAACAUCUUAAUAUCUCAAAACUCAUAAAAUGAAACUUUAAAACUGAAAUGUCAUCGUAUAACAUAGUUAUGUGGCAACAUAGAUGAUAAAAAAUGUUGUAAAAUUACAUUCCUUGUAUAUCCAAAUAAUGUUAUUUAUUUUGUACCUAAUUUUUGUCUAAAUAUUUUACAUGCACCAUUUUGUGUGUAAAAAAAGAUUUGAAUAAUUCAGCAAUGGCGUAGUUUCAGUGUUAUUAUUACAAUAACAAUGUUUCAGUACAAUUUUCAAUUUUCUGUAUUAAUUCAAGUUUCAUUUUUGUCCUUUUUCUUAACAUGAAACACAAUUUUCAUUUUUUUUAUAUUGCAUUUUUCUAAAACAACUACAGUAUUAUCUUAGUGACAAUUUUACUGUAUGUAAGUCGGUAAUACUGAAGAAAUAAGUUGCUUUAACAAUUGAUAUGUUUUUAAGUAUAGAACAUUCCAGAUAGACUCCUUAACCCUGUGACAAUAAUUUUCUGAAAUAACAGAUUUAUGUUCCACAGAUAAAUCCUUCAAUCUUCAUGCCUGUUCACAGAAUCUAUUACCUUUUAAAUGAUCACCUCCAACAGCAUAACUGAUUAUGUUGUUGUAGCAGUUAUUAUAAAAUAAGUUAUAGCAUGAAGUAAUAUUUUUGAAUAAGCUGGGAAAAAUCAUUGUACAGUGGAAUGGAAUUAUGUAAAAUCUUGCAGUACCUUUUAACCUUUGUUUUAAAAGUCUUCAAAUUUAUCAGUUGUUAAAUUGUCAUCUUAUUCUAUGUCCAUGCUGAACUUUUGUAGUGUUUAUUGUCAGAUGCUGAUUGUUCUGGAUCUGGAAAUUUAAGUCUGCAAUAUCAAUGUAAGUGAACAGUUAUGGCUUUA
This is a messenger RNA of Mobula hypostoma (lesser devil ray), 2602 nucleotides long. It is a transcript of the gene tmem175, whose product is annotated as transmembrane protein 175. The record is from RefSeq and is a predicted model, not a curated record. The transcript is spliced from 10 exons. Gene Ontology annotation, molecular function: proton channel activity; potassium channel activity. The coding region runs from base 62 to 1621 and encodes 519 amino acids. Lineage: Eukaryota; Metazoa; Chordata; Chondrichthyes; Myliobatiformes; Myliobatidae.